Molecule: messenger RNA, 1499 nt
Organism: Penaeus chinensis
Lineage: Eukaryota; Metazoa; Arthropoda; Malacostraca; Decapoda; Penaeidae
Product: large neutral amino acids transporter small subunit 2-like
Exons: 7
Coding region: 1-786 (261 amino acids)
Biological process (GO): amino acid transmembrane transport
Cellular component (GO): membrane
Molecular function (GO): L-amino acid transmembrane transporter activity
Source: RefSeq, a predicted model, not a curated record
AUGUUUUCUCUCUCUCUUCGCAGGAACUAUCUCAACUUCGUCAUUGAGGAGCUGAAGGACCCCGUUCAGAACUUGCCCAAAGCCAUCUACAUCUCAAUCUCCUUGGUGACCGUGGUUUACGUGCUCGCCAACGUGGCCUUCUACACAACGCUGUCACCCGCUGAGGUCCUCGGGUCGGAGGCCGUGGCUGUGACUUUUGCAAAUAGGUUGUAUGGUUACAUGGCUUGGAUUAUGCCAUUUUUUGUGGCGUGUUCGACCUUCGGAGCUGUCAACGGCGUGCUGCUAACCUCCUCCAGGCUCUUCUAUGCUGGUGCCCUCGAGGGCCAAAUGCCCGAGAUCUUGACCAUGAUCCAGGUUAAGCGCAUGACCCCGACACCUGCUGUGCUCUUCAUGGCCUUCCUCAGUCUUGCAUAUCUUGGAUCCAGCAACAUCUUUGCACUGAUCUCAUACGUUGGAUUUGCUACUUGGCUGUCCAUUGGCCUGGCUGUUGUCUGCGUCCCUCUGUUGCGCUACACACACCCUGACCUUGAGCGGCCUAUUAAGGUGAACCUCGUGUGGCCCAUUCUCUACAUCAUUGCCACCAUCUUCAUCACUAUCGUUCCGAUGAUUGCAGCUCCUGUUGAAACUGGUAUUGGCGUGGGGAUGAUUGCAACAGGUGUCCCUGUAUAUUUCUUGUUCAUCUACAUCAGGAAGCCAGAGCCAAUCAAGAAAAUGCUAAGAGCAUUGGAUGGGUUCAUGCAGAAACUCAUGAUGGUUUGCAGACCAGAAAAACCAGCCAGCUUGUAAGGACCAAAAAAAAAAAAAAAAAAAAGAAAAAAAAAAGAAAAAAAAAAGCAUGAAGGAGGACGUAGGCUAUAAUGGUGUAAUUGCGCUCGGGACAGGCUGACAGGCGAUAGCUUUUUCUAUUUUCUUAUGUGUUCAGUUGAAAUUCAAAGGUUAAUGAUGGUUAGUUACUUACAUCUUUACAUUCAUUGGAGAUGUACAAAGUAGUUAGAUUUUAUAAUCCUUGCUGGAAAACAUUGCACAGAAAGAUAUUUACACUAAAAUGCUAGGAAUUGUAAGCAGCAUAUCAUUAUUUUUAGUUAGGAUCUGUCAUUUUCCCAUGUUAUUUAUGUUAGAAUGGAUCUAUUGGCAAUACUUGUCUUUUAUUAUGUUGAGGAUUUAGAAAAAAUGUGAUUUUUCACAUAUAGAUUUACAUAUGACAUUUAACCUGUAGUUAUGAACAUACCGCAUACUUUUGAGUGUCGAUGGUAGGCUCUCAGCCAUAUAGAAUAGCACUGAUCUUUUCGUUAAUGGUACUGAGGAAAGAGGCCUUUUAGACAAGAGAAAGGCAUUUUAAUCAGUAUUGUUGUGGUGUAAGUUGGCUAUGAUAGCUAAUUACCAUACCACCAGUGACUAGAAGGAAAACCUAUUUAUUUUCCUUUUAUGUUCUGUGUAUGAGGGAACUUUUUAAAUGUAUUUUUUGAUAAAAUAAACAGUUCUUUUUUGUAUGGAAGACA